This is a messenger RNA of Aspergillus pseudoviridinutans, 630 nucleotides long. RefSeq names its product Mic19 family protein. The transcript has 3 exons. NCBI's taxonomy places the organism in Eukaryota, Fungi, Ascomycota, Eurotiomycetes, Eurotiales, Aspergillaceae. Bases 1 to 630 code for a protein of 209 amino acids. The record is from RefSeq and is a predicted model, not a curated record.
AUGGGCGCCGGCAGCUCUAAGCCCGAAGGUUCGACUGGCUCGAAACAUGUUUUCACCAGCAACGCCCCCAUCCAAUUCUCCUCUAACCUCGUCGAGGCUCUCCAGACCAACACCGAGACCGACUCCUCCCGCGCCAAGAGCCUGGAACUGCAGAUCCAAGCGCGCGUAGCCCAGGAACUCGAGCGCCUCCGCGAACGCGAGCAGCAGACCCUCGCCGAAAUCGAAAAGCGCCUCGCGGAAGUCAAAGACAGCGCCCCCGCUCCUUCCUCCACAUCAACACCAAAUAUCACCUACCCCGCCGGCUCCCUGGACCUCGACGCGCCGCGUAUCCCCUUCGCGGGCCGCGAGUACGAGUCUACCCCUGCACCUACUGCUGCCGCCGACCAGCCUAUCAACCGCGAUCUCAGCCGGGAGUCGGUGAAUGCGGAGAUUGAGGAGCUGCGGGCUAAGCUGGAGGGACGGCGGAAGCUCGUCGAGGUGGAUGAGCGUGUUGAGCGGGCGAGGAGCGAGGUUGUGACUUGUUUGCGGUUGCACGACAGACGGCCGUUGGAUUGUUGGAAGGAGGUUGAGGGGUUCAAGAGGGAGGUCGCCCGGCUUGAGGAGGCAUUUGUGGACCGUGUUGUCGGUUGA